CUCGCACAAAAUAGACGAAGUGCUAGAGUAUAAUUUGUACCAAAUACACUGCAUUGUAUAUUGCAUUGUAUGCAUUAGUUUCGUCAAAUCAUUGCAGAAAAAAACAAGUCUAGCCUAAUUUCGGAUGUUGAUUGGCCAAAGAACACCGUAUCCCACAAGCCAUAGCUUUGUGUUGACAUACAACAAUGGCGGCCACCAAUGCCAAUGUGGAAGUUAUGGGUAAAACAGGGCUGUUAAAGGACUCUUUAGCAAAAGUUGGAUUUGAAGUCUACCCUCUAAAGGUUGGGUGGUAUAACUCAGUGCUGCCUCUCUCCCUACGCCUGGCUUACCCAGAUGACACCCUGGCCAUGGUGGUGCUCAGCACCCCUGCUAUGUUUGAACAUGCCUUCCUGCCCUUCAUGGAGGAGAGGGGCUGCCAGAAGCUGUCUGACCCCAUAGACCAAUGUGUUAAACACUGCAUCUCCUCUGCUGUCUCCGAGUGUUUCCCAGGACAGGAGGUGGAUGUGAGCUAUGACUACGAGUUGCUGCCCAGCAGGAAGCCAAAGUUCUUGGCGCAGACUGCAGCUCAUGUGUCUGGAGCAGCUUUCUACUACCAACCGUCUGACGUCAGAGACCAUCCCUGGGCUGAAAAAAAGAUGUUCGGAGUGUGUGUGCAUCCUAGGUUCGGGGGCUGGUUUGCCAUCAGAGCCCUGUUAGUGUUUGGAGGCGUGACGGUGGACUCUGAGAUGGUGCAGCCCGAUCCACCUGACUGUGUGCCUUCAAGAGAGGGCAGGAUACAGCUGCUGGAGGCUUUUAACUUUCACUGGCAGGACUGGACCUACAGAGACAUCGUCCGUCCAGUCCAGAUCUACUCUCAGAAACAGAAGGACUACUUUUCCACUCCUCCUGCUCAGCGGUUCGCUCUGCUUAAGACUUGGGGCUUCCUGCCGAGGGAAGGCGACCAACCUGAUUCGACCACGGACGCUCAGAGCCAGGUGACAGGACAUGGCUGAAACAGCUGCACCGUGGAAGUGCUGCACAUUGUCUCUGAGCACAAGCCGCCACCGCUAAGCUUGUAAGGUUUUGGUGGAAGCUUUUAAAGGUACAAGGGAUUCUUUUUAGGGACUUUCCACAUGAACAUUUACUGCUUUAUGAUGUGUUUCAUCAUAUUCUCACACUACUGAGUACAAGUAGCUCCCGUGUCAUUUCAUGGACACAUGGGGUGGCAUCACCUGCCUGCCUUGACUUUGUAUCUUUACAUGCUGAUUUUUUUUUUUUUUAUCAUAAAGAGGACAAACACUUUUUCUAUUUAAUCAUUUCUGGAUUAUUUCCAUUUCAUUUACUAGUGAAGUCAUAAAAAUAAACAAUACAGACAUUUAUGAGCAAGGAUUUUAUUUGAUGGUUUCCCCAUUGUAGAAAAACACAACAUCAUUGUGUUUUCACCUACCUCUAAUUGUUUUUCAUCUCUUGAGGUUAUUGCUUUCAACUCAAUAGAUAGGAGCCGUGAAUUUCUUGUUAAAUAAUGAAAAAUAACUGAAAAAUGAGUGUUGGUCAUAUUAAUCGGUGCUUUUUAUAUUUCAUCCAUAUUGUUACUUGAAUCAAAUCGGCCUAUGAUG
Molecule: messenger RNA, 1595 nt
Organism: Etheostoma spectabile (orangethroat darter)
Lineage: Eukaryota; Metazoa; Chordata; Actinopteri; Perciformes; Percidae
Gene: mmachc
Product: metabolism of cobalamin associated C
Exons: 5
Coding region: 186-992 (268 amino acids)
Biological process (GO): cobalamin metabolic process
Cellular component (GO): cytoplasm
Molecular function (GO): cyanocobalamin reductase (cyanide-eliminating) (NADP+) activity; FAD binding; demethylase activity
Source: RefSeq, a predicted model, not a curated record